ACCGCCGCCGCUUCCCCCGGGCCGGGGCCUCGGCCCCGGGGCUCCCGGUGCUGCGGAGCGGGUGGGGAACGGACCCGUUGUCCCGUCGGGCUCCGGUUGUGGCUAUCGCGUCUUGAACGAGGCCCCGAGCGCUGCGCCGGGAGGGCCCGGCCGGGCCCGGGCAGGCCGGGAAGAUGGCGGCGGGCGGCGGAGGCGGCGGGCGGGCCUCGUCGUCUUCCUCCUCCUCCUCCUCCUCCUCGUCGGCCGCCGCCGCCGCCUCCUCCUCGUCCUCCUCGGCCGGGCUGGAGGCGUCGCUGGAUCGGAAGCUGCAGGCGGUCACCAACACCAUGGAGUCCAUCCAGGGCCUGUCCUCAUGGUGCCUGGAGAACAAGCGGCACCACAGCACUAUCGUCUGCCACUGGAUGAAGUGGCUCCGGCGCUCCGCCUUUCCCCAUCGCUUGAACCUCUUCUACCUGGCCAAUGAUGUGAUCCAGAACUGCAAGAGGAAGAACGCCAUCGUCUUCCGUGAUGCCUUCGCUGAGGUCCUGCCCGAAGCCGCUUCCUUGGUCAAGGAUCCAUCCGUAUCCAAAUCCAUCGAAAGGAUCUUCAAGAUCUGGGAGGACCGGAAUGUGUAUCCGGAGGAAACCAUCCUGGCUCUGAAGGAAGCCCUGAGUACCACUUUCAAAACUCAGAAGCAGCUGAAGGAAACCCUCAGCAAGCAACAGAAUAAAGCAUGGAAGAAAGCUCCAGCAUCCACCAAUCCCAAAGCUGCUUUGAAGUCCAAGAUUGUGGCCGAGUUCCGGCCUCAGGCUCUCAUCGAGGAGCUGCUCUCAUACAAGCGCUCCGAGGAGCAGAUGGAGCUCAAGGAGAAGCAGCUUUCCACACUGCGGGUGGAUGUCUGCAGCACCGACACCCUCAAGUGUCUCAAAGAUAAAACGGGAGGGAAGAAGUUUUCCAAGGAAUUUGAAGAAGCCAGUUCCAAGCUGGAGGAAUUCGUCAACGGGUUGGACAAGCAGGUGAAGAACGGACCCUCCCUCACAGAAGCCUUGGAAAACGCCGGGAUCUUCUAUGAGGCUCAGUACAAGGAAGUCAAGGUGGUGGCCAAUGCUUACAAGACCUUUGCCAACCGAGUGAGCAACCUCAAGAAGAAGCUCGACCAACUGAAAGCAACACUUCCUGAUCCCGAGGAGUCUCCGGUCCCUUCCCCGAGCAUGGAUGCGCCGUCUCCGACGGGCUCCGAGUCUCCAUUCCAAGGGAUGGGAGAGGAGGAGAGCACCCGUUCACCGGGGGGGGGAGGCCGGAAGCCGGUGUCUCCGGAGCCCAUCACGGAUAACCGGGAUGUGGAGGACAUGGAGCUGUCUGACGUGGAGGACGACGCAUCCAAGAUCAUCGUGGAAGAGAGGAAGGAGAAGCCGACGGCUCCAGCACCCCCCAAGCCUGAAAGCAUCCCCAAAGCAGUGCCCAGCACCACGGCAGCAGCCCCAGUACCGGUACCGGCACCAACCCAGGCCCCCCCGACCCCCCCGGCCCCCAAGGCAGCACCAGCCCCUCCGGCCCCUGCUCUCGCCUUGCCCAACCUGGCCAACGUGGACCUGGCCAAGAUCAGCUCCAUCCUCAGCAGCUUGACGUCGGUGAUGAAGAACACAGGUGUGAGUCCGGCUUCCAGGCCCUCUCCGGGCACCCCGACGAGCCCCACAGCUCUCAGCAGUGGCCUGAAGCCUCCUGCCCUGGCUCCCCCCUCUGCUGCUCCCAAUCCCUUGGCCAACAUCCUCUCCAAGGUGGAAAUUACUCCGGAGAGUAUCCUGUCUGCUCUGUCCAAAACGCAGCCCCAGACUGCGCCGGCCCUGCAAGGUUUAUCCUCCCUGCUCCAGAGCGUGGCCGGAAGCUCAGCUCAAGCCAGCGAAGCCUCAACCCAGAGCACCACAGCCUCUCCCGCCGGCUCCGCCAUUCCCUGUGGGAAGAGCAGGAAUGUUCCCCCUCCCAGCGCUCAGUCCUUCCUAUCCAAGGGCUUCGGGUACUCCCCCAACUCCUCCACUGCUGAGGUCUCCUCUGGCCCCGUGAACAAAGCCCCCAUUGGACCCCCCCCGGGCUCUGCUUUCAAGCCUCCAACCAAUUCCAUGGCCUUUCCCAGCUCCCACCCCCCGAGCCCCUCAUCCCUGUUGCCAGCAGAGCCCUCCCUGGCUCCGGGCUCUGAGCUUCCCAAGGCCAAGCUGGAAGCGGAGCCACCUUCUCCCAGCCUGGAGAUGAAGAUCCACAACUUCCUGAAGGGAAAUCCUGGUUUCAGCGGCCUCAACCUCAACAUCCCCAUCCUCAGCAGCCUGGGGGCUGGCACAGCCCCGGAGAGCCAUGGGGCCGACUUCCAAAGGGCUCCCACCAGCGUUCCCAUGGAGAACGUGGAUGGGACACCAGUGCGGGAUGAGCGGAGCGGGACCCCCACCCAGGAUGAGAUGAUGGAUAAAGCCACUUCCAGCAGUGUGGAUACCAUCUCCCUGCUGUCCAAGAUCAUGAGCCCAGGUUCUUCCACCCCCAGCAGCACCCGCUCCCCACUGCAGAGCCGGGAUGAGGGCUAUUCCCAAGAGCUUUCCUAUCGGCCCUUCGGGAUGGGCCGGGAAUCCCCGGCCGGGCUCUACAAGCAGCCCGCGGACAGCCUGGAGCUGCCUUCCUCCUUGCUGGAUUCCUCCCAGGACAAGUUCUAUCCGGACGCGGCAUUCCAAGAGGAUGAGGAUUACCGCGACUUCGAGUACUCGGGGCCGCCGCCGUCGGCCAUGCUCAACCUGGACAAGAAACCCACCAAAUCCAUCCUGAAAUCCAGGAAGCUUUCCGAAGGGGCGGAAUUCCAACCGCUCCUGCCCUCCUAUGCCCAGAGGGAGUUUGGGAGCAAGGCCCCAUUCCCUCCAUCCAUGAGAUCCAUCCUGGAGCAGAGCGAGGCCUGCGACGCCCUGGCCGCAUCCCCAGGGCUCUAUGGGAGCUACGGCCUCCGGGGCAGUGAUUCCACCUUGGAUGGAUCCCAUUCCCCCGGGAAGAGCGACGGCUUCUUCAGCACCGACUCCAACCACAACACCCUGCCCAAGGCUGUGGCACAUCCCGGCCUGGCUCCCAAGCAAUUCCCGGACUCUCCGCACUCCCUUCCCCUGCGUUCCCUGUUCUCAUCCCAAAGCAACGUGGAGAAACCUUUGGCUUCGUCCAUCUCCACCACGUCCACCAUGGAAUUCAAGACCAUGCUCAAGAACGCGUCCCGCAAACCCUCGGAAGAGAAGCAUUUUGCUCCCAAAUCCGGCACCGAGGGCGGUGAUCCCAAAGGAAAAGCACCGGAGGAGCAUUUCCGCAUCGAGACUCGCGUCUCCUCCUCCUGCUUGGACUUACCCGGGAGCCCCGAGGAGAAGGGAGCUCCCAUUGAAACCUUGGGAUACCACAAUGCUUCCAACCGCGGAAUGCCGGGAGAGCCCAUCCAGACGGUGGAGUCCAUCCGGGGCUUGGGCAAAGGGAGCCGAGGGCAGGGCCGGGAUGGGAGCAGGGCCUGGUUCGAGCUGAGCCCCAGUGGUGCCGGUGCCUUCGCCAACGGCCCCGCGGAGCUGCCGGGGCUGGCGCCAUUCCCGACGUCCUACAAGGAGCGCCCGUUCCCGGAUGGAGUCAACAACUUCCGGAGCAACAGCUUCAGCCCUGCCUUCGAGCAUCACUUGCCCCCCCGGCCCCCCCCCCCUCCACCACCUCCCAGUAUGGAUCACGGGACUCCAUUCCCAAGGGAGCCGGGGCCCCCCCCCAAGGACCACGGCGCCUUAUUCCCAAGGGAUCCCAACAACCCCUUCUCCAAGGAGGAGCAUCCCGGGGUCCCCUUCCCCUCCGCCCCCCCCGAGCAUCCCAGUCUCCCGUUCCCAUCCCAAGCUCCGGCCGCUGGGGAGCACGGAGCCGUCCCCUUCCCUGCGCCCCCCCCGCCGCCCCCCCCAGCCCUGGAACACGGCUCCCUGCACCAAGGGACACUCAAGGAGCAUUUCCCAUCCCGGGAGCCGCAGCCCCAAGGCCGGGAUAUGGCUCCGGCUCCGUUAUCCCGAUCCCGGGAAGCUGUGGCCAUGACGCCGCUUUCCAGGGAUCCCUUGCUUGGGGGGGGGCGGUGGGGGGGGGGGCAGCAGCAGCAGCCCCAACCCCGAGGUCUUUGGGGCCCCCCCCCCCCAAGCACUGGGGGCAGGGGGGGGGUGCUGCUCAGGACCCCCCGCCCCGACUUCAGGCCCAGGGAGCCCUUUGGGAGCAGGGACCCCUUCCAUAGCCUCAAACGGCCACGACCCCCGUUUGGCAGGGGGGGGGCCCCGUUCUUCACCCCCAAACGCCCCUUUUUCCCCCCCCGGUACUGAAGCAGCCGCCCCCCAAGCACAGGCUGUUCCCCCACCCCCCUCCCCGCGCUAUCCAGAGCAGCGCUUCCCAUUUGGGAUUUUUCCCCCUUGUUUUCCAGUUUUCCCCCUUUUUUUGUU
Messenger RNA from Melopsittacus undulatus (budgerigar), 4442 nucleotides. It is a transcript of the gene RPRD2, whose product is annotated as regulation of nuclear pre-mRNA domain containing 2. Gene Ontology annotation, molecular function: RNA polymerase II C-terminal domain binding. The record is from RefSeq and is a predicted model, not a curated record. Gene Ontology annotation, biological process: mRNA 3'-end processing. NCBI's taxonomy places the organism in Eukaryota, Metazoa, Chordata, Aves, Psittaciformes, Psittaculidae.